UCUAAAAAAAAAAUAAGGGAAUGAUGUUUCCUGAAAUGCUUUCAAAAUAACUACUGUAGAGUGGUAACUAAAAUUUAUUAAAUUAUUUGAUAUUAUAUGUCUAAAUUAUGCCUCGUAAAUCGCAAAAAGUUUCCAAUAGAAGCCUUUCUCAAACUCAAAAAAAUCCACGUUCUCAAAAUGUCGGUAAUGUUAGUCUUAACCAAGAUGAUCAAGUAAAUGACUUGGUGAGAUAUUUUGUAAAUAGGGCUGGAGAACAAGUUAUUUUUAAAAGAACUGACUUGAAGAAAAAUGUUUUACCAAAAUCUGGACAAUAUUUUCAAGAUAUACUUAACAGAGCUGUUAAAAUAUUAGAACAGGUUUAUGGGUACAAAGUGAUAGUAAUAGAUGCAAAACAAAAUUCAACAAAAGGUUAUAUAAUUACAAAUGCUUUGGCAUAUAAAUCUGACCCAACAGAAAAAGUGAUUCCAGGAUCAUAUCCUGACGAUGUUCACAAAAUUCUUAUUUUACUUAUUUUAUCACAUAUUUUUAUGAGUAACAAUUUAGUGAGUGAUCAAUCUUUAUAUGCAUUUUUAAAAACAUUUGGGUUAGAUGUUGAAACUCGACACGAAAUUUUUGGUAGCAUUAAAGAUUUUAUAACAAAUUUAAAAAGUAAAAAAUACAUAGAAAUGGAAAUUGACCAGAUAUCGAAGAAAGCUUCGAUAUCUUGGGGAAGUAGAGCGGAAAAAGAAAUAUCCAAACAUGAAAUUUUGAAGUUCGUAUGUAAAAUGUACAAAACUACUACGCCAAAUUCUUGGAUUAAUCAGUACAAAUCUGCAAAUGAGCAACAUUUUGAAAACGAAAAUGGCGUAGAAGAUACAUCUACACAAAACACUCAGGAAGAAUAAUAAUUAUUAAUAAAAUGACUUGUAUAAUGUAUUUUUUAUAUAUUUUUAAUAAAUUAUACAAUUUGACAGUU
Molecule: messenger RNA, 955 nt
Organism: Diorhabda carinulata
Lineage: Eukaryota; Metazoa; Arthropoda; Insecta; Coleoptera; Chrysomelidae
Product: melanoma-associated antigen D2-like
Exons: 4
Coding region: 108-884 (258 amino acids)
Cellular component (GO): nucleus
Source: RefSeq, a predicted model, not a curated record